AUGGGGUCUCCGCUUCACUUGUCGCUGCUGCUUUUGUUGGCGGCUGCCCACCCAGGAGGUGGGAUCCCUCUGGGACGCCCAGCAGAGCAGGUGCCAGGCCCGCGGGGCAGUCCUCCCCCUCCCUCGGGGACCCCAGCGCCUUUCUGGGUUCACCUAAGUCCACAGUUCGUGGCUGUGCGUCCGGGGGACUCCGUGUGGCUCAACUGCAGUAGCAGCUGUCCCCUGCCGCAGGAAUGCAGCCUCCGCACCCGCCUGCAACGGGGCAAGACGCUCAGUGGGCCGGGCUGGGUCUCCUACCAGCUGCUCGACGUGAGGGCCUGGAGCUCCGACGUGCUCUGCUUUGUCACCUGCGCAGGAACGUCGCACGGGGCCACCGCCAGGAUCACCACCUACAAGUCGCCACGCAGCGUGAUCCUGGAGCCUCCAGUCUCAGUGGGUGGCGAGUACACGCUGCGCUGUCACGUGACGCACGUGUUCCCCGUGGGCCUCAUGGUGGUGACCCUGAGGCGAGGCGGUCGCGUCAUCUAUUCCGAAAGCCUGGAGCGCUUCACCAGUCUUGAGCUGGCCAAUGUGACCCUGACCUACGCGUUUCGUCCCGGGCCCCGGGAUUUCUGGCAGCCCGUGAUCUGCCACGCGCGCCUCAAUCUCGAUGGCCUGGUGGUCCGCAGCAGCUCGGCACCCGUGACGCUCGCUUGGAACCCUGCGUCCAAAGUCUGGGCCUCCUCCUCCAUCGCAGUCCUCGUGGGGAUCCUUCUGGCCGUGGGGGCUGCCUACCUGGGCAAGUGCUUAACAGUGCAGUCCCAAGCGUAG
Carlito syrichta (Philippine tarsier) is the source of this 810-nucleotide messenger RNA. RefSeq names its product intercellular adhesion molecule 4 (Landsteiner-Wiener blood group) (gene ICAM4). Gene Ontology annotation, molecular function: integrin binding. The transcript has 3 exons. Bases 1 to 810 code for a protein of 269 amino acids. Gene Ontology annotation, cellular component: membrane. The record is from RefSeq and is a predicted model, not a curated record. NCBI's taxonomy places the organism in Eukaryota, Metazoa, Chordata, Mammalia, Primates, Tarsiidae. Gene Ontology annotation, biological process: cell-cell adhesion.